UGCUGCCUGCUGCCCAGGCUGGCUGCUGGGCUCGGGAUGACGCCACCUCUCGCUCCGCCCCGGCGCAAACUCGCUCCCUGCGUUCAUUUCAUUCCUCUUCUCAUUCCGAGCAUUCUUCGCAUCUCUGUCAGUGCGCGAAGCGAUUCACCUACACCUUCCUGGCUGGCCCAGAAACAUCAGAAUAACUUGACAUAGUAUUCAAAAUACCCAGUAACAUUACAUUACCAAAAGAAAGGGGCAUUUUUAUAUGAGAUAUCAAUUACGAGUUGGCUCAGCCGGGAGUUGUUGGAGAUUUUACCGGAGCAUUUUCGGACCACCUCGAAGAAGAAAACACAGUGGCGAGACUUGUUGCUUCAACGCGUUCGACGGUGCUUUUUCGAAUCGUCAUCGAAGUUUUGUGUCUCUCCCUAGUCUGCUCCAAGCUUCAGCUUGGAGAGCUCAACCGCCACAAUUGAUCCCAGCAGCUGGAGCGGCAGCGAGAGCCCUGCCGAGGACAUGGAGAGGAUGAGCGACUCGGCAGACAAGCCUGUGGACAAUGAUGCAGAGGGGGUGUGGAGCCCUGACAUUGAACAGAGCUUCCAGGAGGCCCUGGCCAUCUAUCCUCCUUGUGGGCGCAGGAAAAUCAUCCUCUCCGAUGAAGGAAAGAUGUAUGGUCGAAAUGAGCUGAUAGCGAGAUACAUCAAGCUUCGGACCGGCAAGACGAGGACGCGAAAGCAGGUGUCUAGUCACAUACAGGUCUUAGCAAGAAAGAAAGUUCGAGAAAUCCAAGCUGCCAUUAAGGUGUCUAGUCACAUUCAGGUUCUUGCCAGAAGGAAAUCUCGUGAGUUUCAGUCCAAGCUAAAGGUUACAAAUAUGGACCAAGCCGUGAAGGACAAAGCCCUCCAGAGCAUGGCCUCCAUGUCCUCGGCUCAGAUCGUCUCUGCCACGGCUAUUCACAACAAGCUCGGCCUGCCAGGCAUCCCUCGCCCAGCCUUCCCUGGAGCAGGGUUAUGGCAGGGUAUGAUUUCGGCUGGUCAGCCAGGAUCAUCACAAGAUAUUAAGCCUUUCACCCAGCAACCCUAUCCCAUCCAGCCAGCAGUCACGACAGCAAUUUCAAGUUUCGAGCCCACAGCAGCUCCAGCACCCACGGCGCCAGCAUGGCAGGGCCGCUCCAUCGGUACAUCUAAACUCAGACUGGUGGAGUUCUCUGCCUUCCUAGAGCAGCAGAGAGACCCAGACUCUUACAACAAGCACCUGUUUGUGCACAUCGGGCAGACGAAUCAUUCCUACAGUGACGCCCUGCUGGAGUCAGUGGACAUUCGUCAGAUCUACGAUAAAUUUCCAGAAAAGAAAGGCGGACUGAAGGAGCUGUACGCAAAAGGCCCCCAGAAUUCCUUCUUCCUUAUAAAAUUCUGGGCUGACUUAAACUGCAACAUUCAAGAUGAUACCGGAUCUUUCUAUGGCGUCACCAGUCAGUAUGAGAGUCCAGAGAACAUGACCAUCACAUGUUCGACAAAAGUUUGCUCCUUUGGCAAGCAGGUUGUGGAGAAAGUCGAGACUGAAUAUGCACGCUUUGAAAAUGGACGUUUUGUCUACCGGAUAAGUCGAUCCCCCAUGUGUGAAUACAUGAUCAACUUCAUCCAUAAGCUAAAACAUCUGCCGGAGAAGUAUAUGAUGAACAGUGUGCUGGAGAACUUCACUAUCUUAUUGGUGGUGACAAACAGGGACACCCAGGAGACGUUGCUAUGUAUGGCGUGCGUGUUUGAAGUUUCGAACAGUGAGCACGGCGCGCAGCAUCACAUCUACAGACUGGUGAAGGAAUGAAUCCGCUUGGAGCUUCUCCUUUUCAUAGACUUACCAACCUCAAAACAAAAGUGGCAGUGCCUCUACAUGAAAGUCAUACCUACAACGCUCUUUGGUCAAGGUAUCGGGUGGAGUCGGUUGUUAUAAAUCUGUUUUAAUAUAAGUGUUUGUUAUUUGACUGCAGCUGUGAAUUGCGGUACAGUUGUUUUAAUGUUUGAAUAUGGGAAUUUUAAAUAUGUUGGUCUCUGUCGGGUAUAAAUGUGGCCAUCCUUAAAGAGUUUCCUGGAUGUGUUUGGUAAAUGAAAAUGUGUGUGUCGUUUUUUUCUGCUUUGUUAAUGUAGACUAAGGAAAAAAAAGACAAAAGGACACGGGCCUGUUUUUGUUUUUCUAUCAGCGGCCUGGUUGCGCUCUGUGUAAUAUGUCUGAGGCUGUUUUGUAUGUCUGUACUUCAUGAUUUGUGAGCAUACAUACUGUAGAUACACAGACACGAAAACACACACAGCUGUUAAACUUUCCAAAGAAACAGAACAACACUAUACGUGCAGUGGCCGAAAGCAGGUGGUUACAAAUGUUGCGAAAUUACUACAUAAGAACGCCAACAACUAAGCUUUCGGUAAUAUUUAUCCCUGUUGAAGCACUCCCAAGUUUUAGACACCAGAAUGAAUGCACUGUGAAAACACUACAAACAGUUUGCCUGCAUCCGCUCCGUAAAUGUAGGAAGUCUCACCGCCUGCUAAGCAUUUCAGCACUGCAAACAAAUCUUUGACAAUGGGCAGGAGAUUUUUUUUGAUUUUUUUUUUAAAUAGGGUGAGAGUCCUGAUAAAAAUCACUCUAAUCGGACUCGUAUCUGGUCCAAAAGCACUUUGUUUCCCUUCCUGUGCUUGCCUUAGUGAUGCUUGCGUUUAUUCUGUUAAUUCUGCGCUUUAAAAAAAGAAAGAAAAAAAGAACCUAAAAAACUGUUUAACCCAUCGAGACACUACAAAAUCGUAGACAGCAGUGCGUCGUUCAGCAUGCUGUGGCUUUGCCCCCCUCCCAACACGAAAGACUCCUUACCCCCUCUGGGAUCGCCGCGUGAUAACUCCAAGCCAGAGUGUUGCUGCCUUCAUGGUCACGCUAUGUUCACAUGUUUCUGUGGCCUACGCUGAUUGCCGAGCCUUAAACACAUACAAACUGUAUGUGAACUCCAAAAGAUGCCACUAAAACUGUGAUCUCUACAUUGUGUUUGCGUUGUGUAAAAUAAAUGAAUAACAACAAAAAAAAUUCACAAUUCAAAUCUGCCAAAGCCUAAGUGUACAGUGCCUUAGAGUAUACUCUAACAUUAUCCUGCAUUUACCCUGUUUUCUAAGUCUAAAAUUAGUUUUGUGUGAGACAGGCAGAAAUAACUUACAGAUGUAUUAUUUGGUACAUCUUCACAUCUCAGAAAUCACGGUUCUCGAAAUUGGUACACUCCUACAAAUACAGUUUUUGUUGUUCCUGGGUUUUUUUGUUUUUUAAAGAGGCAGUACACUUAUCUUCAAUUACGUUUGCAAAUUUAAGCUCAGAAACAGGUUAUUUUUCCUCUAACGCUGUAAUAUGUUCCUAAAAUAUCAGCCUUUCUUUUCUUUUUUUUUUUCCCUUCCUUCUCUAAGAGUGUACUAUAAAAAGACUGACUGCCUUUCCUGUCGCAGAAGACCAAAAAUACAGAGAUACAGUCAAUUAUUGUUGUGUCCUGCAUGGUAGCAAGGAAGUGCCUUUGGUUCAGAUUUUCCAGCUUCAAAAAAAGAAAAAGAUCAAACAGAAAUUAUAAAUUUAAUGUUGCCAGACCAAAAAGAAGAAGAAGAAGAAACAAAACCAAGACAUAAGUGAAACAAAUCACCACAUUGCCUUUCAAAGGACUGUAACGACAGCAGGGGAACAUGGUUACUAAGGAGAAGAAAUAAAUGAUAUUCAUUUUUAUUACAUUGUAAAUUGAUUUCUCAAACCCAACUAUUUCUUCGCUUGAGGUUAAAGAUUUUGUCUAAUAUUGAACGGCCACUGACUGCAUGCAGGAUGUCAACAGAAAAACACUGAAGCUGUCUGCUUCGUGCACACUUGCAGGUUCAAGUGUUUUUGUUUGUUUGUUUGUUUUGAAACGAGGCUUUUUUGGAAGCAUGAUGGUUUCCUCUUUCCCAUGGCCACGCAAGAUUUUCACAAUGUCACAGCUGUGAUGGCGAAAAGGCAGGGACCGACACGAGCUUUUAUCCAUUAGAACAAAAAAGAAAAGAAAAAAAAGAAUGUUUAUUUAAUAUUAAUUCUACAGUACAGACUCUAAAAAUGAAACUUAAGAUUGUUUUACGUGUUUAAAUCUGUAUACUUUCAUUGUAAGGAUCAUAAUUACUCAAAACAUUUACUAUUUCUUACAGAAAUUAUAAUCAUCUUAAAGUAGUUUAAUCAACAAAGCUCUAAAUAAUUGCAGACAAUGUCUUGGGGGUGGGGGUGGGGGGUGCAGAUAAAGUUAAAUGAUUCAGUAUUUUUGCCGCAGUUCUGUGAACACUGUGGACUUUAUUUUUCUUUUAUGUUUACUUGUGUAUCUGUUCACAUUUAUUGAUUACAGUUAGAUGUUCCUGUUUUCUUAUUGUACUUGUAUACAGUCGUACUCGGUUUUGUGAUGACAUUAUCUGUAAUAUUGCGAGCCCAGUGAGAUGGUAAUGAUGUUACUGCUGCACUGCUGGUACAUUUUUACAUUUUAACACUAAAACAGCAGGACUGACGCCUUUGAUGGCACGAAUGUCUGGUGGACUCUUUGACCCGGAAAGUGGACGCGCCAAGUCAAGGAAUCGCGGCUACAAGCAUAUCAGCUUUUGCUAAGAGUAGGUACUGGUACCUGGCUUUAAACUGAUUCUUGACAUAUAGCUCAUGAAAUGUAAACUGUCAUUUACAUAUUUGGGUUAAGUGUGCAUAUUUUUUUCAGCCCCCCCUUUGUAAAAAGGUGCUUUGUAUAAAACUAUAUCUUGGCUUUUGUUGGUACAGAUGUGUGAUCUCUUUUCAUAUCCAUCACAGUAAAGUGUUGGAGCAAAGGAGAGAAAAGAAGCUCUGCUCUGUUUGUGUUCUGCAUAUGGUCUUGUCUUUGCUCCGUAACAUUAUGAUGCCUUCUUGACAAUAGUAGAUAUUUUGUAGCUUUCUAGAUACUUUGUAUGUACGCAAUAUUGAAGUUAAAUAAAUCUGAAAAAGAUUG
Molecule: messenger RNA, 4975 nt
Organism: Oreochromis niloticus (Nile tilapia)
Lineage: Eukaryota; Metazoa; Chordata; Actinopteri; Cichliformes; Cichlidae
Gene: tead1b
Product: TEA domain family member 1b
Exons: 15
Coding region: 496-1803 (435 amino acids)
Biological process (GO): hippo signaling; regulation of transcription by RNA polymerase II; embryonic organ development
Cellular component (GO): transcription regulator complex
Molecular function (GO): RNA polymerase II cis-regulatory region sequence-specific DNA binding; DNA-binding transcription factor activity, RNA polymerase II-specific
Source: RefSeq, a predicted model, not a curated record